AUGGUCAACUCCUGCUGUGGCUCUGUCUGCUCUGAGGAGGGCUGUGGCCAAGGCUGCUGUCAGCCCACCUGCUGCCAGCCCACCUGCUGCCGCCCCAGCUGCUGUGUGUCCAGCUGCUGCAGACCCAGCUGCUGUGUGUCCAGCUGCUGCAGGCCCUCUUGCUGCAUCUCCAGCUGCUGCCGCCCAUGCUGUGGCAGUUCCAGUUGUUGUGGAUCCAGCUGCUGCCGUCCCAGCUGCUGCAUUUCUAGCUGCUGCAGGCCUUCCUGCUGCCGCCCCAGCUGCUGUGUGUCCAGCUGCUGCAGGCCUUCCUGCUGCCGCCCCAGCUGCUGUGUGUCCAGCUGCUGCAGGCCCUCUUGCUGUAUCUCCAGCUGCUGCCGCCCCUGCUGUGGCAGUUCCAGCUGUUGUGGAUCUAGCUGCUGCCGUCCCAGCUGCAGCAUUUCUAGCUGCUGCCGUCCUAGCUGUUGCCAGACCACCUGCUGCCGCCCCAGCUGCUGUGUGUCCAGCUGCUGCAGGCCUCAGUGCUGCAUCUCCAGCUGCUGCCGCCCCACCUGUUGCCAGACCAGCUGCUGCCGCCCAGCUUGCUCUAGCAGUUCUUGCUGCUGA
Molecule: messenger RNA, 603 nt
Organism: Onychomys torridus (southern grasshopper mouse)
Lineage: Eukaryota; Metazoa; Chordata; Mammalia; Rodentia; Cricetidae
Product: keratin-associated protein 4-3-like
Exons: 1
Coding region: 1-603 (200 amino acids)
Cellular component (GO): keratin filament
Source: RefSeq, a predicted model, not a curated record